CUCAUGAGCCUUCCGAUUGUUGUCCAAGAGCGAUCCAGUACCACCAUAUUUGCAGACACGCAAUCUUUCAGCUUUCAAACCCAGGCGUAACUGUCGCCUGUAUGUAUUCAAUGCUUCAACUAUGGGACCUUCGAUGGGAGUAUGUCGACAAGAACCAGCUUUGGAGCUUUGAGCUGCACGAAGAACUUGCAGUCGCUGCGACACCGUUGGGUGUCAGCGUAGUACUGUUCGUGGAUUCGACCAUGUGUUUGGCCAUCAGCGCUCAUGCCUGCCAGAAUGUUGGACCUCUGACCGCAACCAGUUUGUGCUUUGGCCCGCUAAGAGAGUGGCUGGGAACGAGAGACCACAAGGGCACCUUGUUCUUCCGGAUGCUGCCACGCCGGCUAAGACAACCCGUGAAAAAUCUGGUCACGAUGUUUCUGUUCUUUCCUAGAAUUACUUCGUCAGCAGCAAGCUCACUGGCAGCCGCGCCACGAGAAUUUCCAGCCAGCAGGCAAAAUUCAGCAUUCUAGAUAGUAGAAUCCUGAUUGCAUUCGACGUGUCUGAGAUAGCCGUCCUCACGGAAGGGUUUCAUGCAGGUGAAUAGUUCUUGAU
Didymella exigua CBS 183.55 is the source of this 594-nucleotide messenger RNA. RefSeq lists its product as uncharacterized. The transcript is spliced from 2 exons. The record is from RefSeq and is a predicted model, not a curated record. NCBI's taxonomy places the organism in Eukaryota, Fungi, Ascomycota, Dothideomycetes, Pleosporales, Didymellaceae. Bases 111 to 512 code for a protein of 133 amino acids.